UGGUUGUCCAGCCGGGCCACGCGCGGACGGGUGCGCGCAGACACCGCCCGUUGGAGCGCUGGGCUCGCGCGGUACUAACAGGCGUGGGAGGGCACCUAUUAUCGCUGCCUUCAGAGACUCGUGAGCUAGAGAAAGAGGCGGCGGCUGCGCGCGGGAGGCCCAGCGUGCGGGACCGGCUGCGGAUCUGACAGCUUCCGGGAGGGCUACGACCCGAGGGCCCACGCCGGAAGUCUGCUGCCAGAAGCCCCAGGCACCGGAAGUGGCGUGCGCGCCUGCGCAGAGUGCGCUGGCUGGGAGCUGGUGCGGCUUCCCAAGCCCCCGGGGCGGUGGUCCUGCUGCCCGGACAGGCGGGGAGGAAUGGAGCGGGUGGACGGCGGCGGCGGCGCCGAUCGCGGCGCCUCAGCAGACCCACGGAGCGCCUUCGUGCUGAGUAACCUGGCGGAAGUGGUGGAGCGAGUGCUCACCUUCCUGCCUGCCAAGGCGCUGCUGCGGGUGGCCGGCGUGAGCCGCCUGUGGAGGGAGAGCGCGCGCAGGGUGCUGCGGGCCCAGCGCGGGGUGGCCUGGAUCGCGGCGGGCCCGGCGGACAGCGGCCACCCGCAGGAGCACUGCCUGGUCCGCGUGGCAGCCCGGGAGCUCGAGAAUGUUCACAUCUUACCACAGACGGUUCUUUACAUGGCUGAUUCUGACACCUUCAUUAGCCUGGAAGAGUGUCGAGGCCACAAGAGAGCGAGGAAGAGAACGACCAUGGACACGGCGCUGGCCCUGGAGCGGCUGUUCCCGGAGCAGUGCCACAUCCUGGGGAUCGUGACCCCGGGGAUUAUAGUGACACCAAUGGGAUCAGGUAGCAGUCGGCCUCAGGAAAUAGAAAUUGGAGAAUCUGGCUUUGCUCUCCUCUUCCCUCAGAUUGAAGGAAUAAAAAUACAGCCCUUUCAUUUCAUUAAGGAUCCAAAGAACUUAACACUAGAAAGACAUCGCCUCACCGAAGCAGGCCUCCUAGACAACCCCGAGCUCCGAGUGGUCCUGGUGUUCGGCUACAACUGCUGCCGGGUGGGGGCCAGCGACUACCUGCAGCGAGUCAUCGGCACUUUCAGCGACAUGAACGUCAUCGUGGCUGGCGGCCAGGUGGACAACCUGGCCUCGCUGACCUCCGAAAAGCACCCUCUCGACAUCGACGCCACCGGGGUGGUCGGGCUGUCGUUCAGCGGCCCGCGGAUCCAGAGCGCCACUGUGCUCCUCAACGAGGACGUCAGCGACGAGAAGACGGCCGAGGCGGCCAUGCAGCGCCUCAAAGCGGCCGGCAUCCCCGAGCGCAACACCGUGGGCUUCAUGUUCGCCUGCGUGGGCAGGGGCUUCCAGUACUACAGAGCCAAGGGGAACGUGGAGGCUGACGCGUUCAGGAAGUUCUUCCCGGGGGUUCCUUUGUUUGGCUUCUUUGGAAACGGAGAAAUUGGAUGCGAUCGCAUCGUCACUGGGAACUUUGUCUUGAAGAAGUGUAACGAGGUAAAGGACGAUGACUUGUUUCACAGCUACACAACAGUAAUGGCGCUGAUUCACCUCGGGUCGCCGAAGUAAAGCUGCCCGGGGAAGGGGCUUUCACAGCACAGGACUCUGGGGUUCUGCCUUUCCAGGAAGCGCGGAGACUUGGGAUGUAUGUAUUUCAAACAAAAAUAGCUUUACACGUAUUUGUUUUGUAGCUUUGAUGCUCUAAAGAUUUCUUUGGGGUAGUUUUAAUAUAAUAGAAGGACAACCACGUGUGUGACUUCAUACAGAACGAGGGCUGGGAGCUUUCGCAGGAGGCGCGAGCAAACCGAUCAUGGCUGUCGCACCAGGUUCCGCAGCUGCUGUGCGUGUGAUUUUAACCCGCCUCCCGCAGAGGAGGGCGGACGGAGGGUUCGUAGAAGGAUGGCGACUGCAGGCAUUCCGUGACUACCUCAGCAUUGUUAGGUGAUCUUUUAGCAGAAUCAUGAAGACACUUUCCUCCCUUAAUAAAGGAGGAAAAUAUUCAGAUGGCUCGAGAAAUCUUUCUCCGCUUUACAAUGUUACCAAUUUUUUCACAAGCUGUAAUGAAAUUAUUACUGACUUUUUACUUAUUUGAUAAAUAUUGAAGACCUAUUUUUGUUUUGGUUCUCUACAGUUGCUUAGUGAAAUAAAUGGCCAAGACUAAUAA
Molecule: messenger RNA, 2167 nt
Organism: Phyllostomus hastatus (greater spear-nosed bat)
Lineage: Eukaryota; Metazoa; Chordata; Mammalia; Chiroptera; Phyllostomidae
Gene: FBXO22
Product: F-box protein 22
Exons: 7
Coding region: 358-1572 (404 amino acids)
Biological process (GO): regulation of skeletal muscle fiber development; positive regulation of proteasomal ubiquitin-dependent protein catabolic process; protein polyubiquitination
Molecular function (GO): protein binding
Source: RefSeq, a predicted model, not a curated record